Messenger RNA from Clupea harengus (Atlantic herring), 2996 nucleotides. RefSeq lists its product as uncharacterized. Gene Ontology annotation, biological process: regulation of mitotic nuclear division; regulation of chromosome segregation. Lineage: Eukaryota; Metazoa; Chordata; Actinopteri; Clupeiformes; Clupeidae. Gene Ontology annotation, cellular component: nucleus; chromosome. Gene Ontology annotation, molecular function: protein binding. The record is from RefSeq and is a predicted model, not a curated record.
CUGCAGCUGUAGACUAAAGUCUUACUUCAGUGACUUAUAUUCUUUCACAAUUCUACGACACUCCCCUUAUAUUUGGAUUGGCUAUGAGAUGUGCAUAUAUUAUUUUACUAGCCAAUGGUAGGGCUUGCGCGGAAUUUCAAACAUCAAAUCAAAAGCAGUUGUUCGCCUCAGAGUCCGGAUACAGAAGUACCCUCAACAAGGUAAGUUGCUUAGAAGAUGCCUCUUUACGGUAAAAUAAUUGUCAUACAGCGAGGUGGCGAGGAUGGCACGAUGUUCCCACUGACCGCCGCGUGUUUGUUUGGAAGGAAAAGUGACUGCGACAUCCGCAUUAAACUGCCCCAUGUGUCUAAAGAACAUUGCUGGGUUGAGAUAAAUGAGAACCGAGAGGUUGUAUUGACUAAUUUGAGUUCAGUGAACCCCACCUGCAUCAAUGGUGUACCAAUGCAGCAAUCUGAACGCCUGAAACACGGCGAUGUAUUCACCGUUAUCGAUCGCUCUUUUAGGUUCGAGGCCCCUCCACCACCCACUCCAAAGAAGAAGAGAUUGACCACGGCAGGAAAGGGAGAAACUCUACAGGUCCUACAAGAACAAGAAAGGGAUUCACUGGCUUCAGCUGAGAAAAGUCAGUCCAUCUCAGCCCCUGACUCCUGUCUGAAAGAUGAGGUCGUGGUUGCUGCGGUACCGGAGCCUGUUGAGAUGCCAGCCACAACAACAGAAGACAUAUCUGAGACCCCUGUGUCUCAGGAAGAGUCUGCUGUUGUUGAGAUGCCAGUCACAACAACAGAAGACAUCUCUGAGACCCCUGUGUCUCAGGAAGAGUCUGCUGUUGUUGAGAUGCCAGUCACAACAACAGAAGACAUCCCUGAGACCCCUGUGACUCAGGAAGAGUCUGCUGUUACCGCCGCCCCAACGACCCCAGAAGGGAAACUGGCAGAAGCUUCAGCGGUGGCGGAAACUGUUGCCGUGCCAACUGUCGAGCCUGAGGUGGAGAACAACGCACCAGUUCCAGAGACUGAAGAACUGUCGGAACCUGUAGCAGAGGCUGCUCUGGAAAGAGAGCCUAGCACUGAGUCUUCCGAACCUGCUGCUUCAGUUCCAGUUAUUGAAGAACCAGCAAAACCUGUGGCUGUCAAACCCAGACGUGGGCGCAGUGUCAAGCUGGCCUCUGCUAAAGUCCAAGGAGAUGAAGCCAAGGAAAGCGAGCCCAAAGAUGAAGACAAGCCUCAGGUCCCUGUUGCCAAGGCUGGGCGCGGGAGGAGGGCCAAGCAGGCUCCUGUUGAAGAGGUUGAGCCCAAAAGUGAUCAUCCCUCUGAGGAGCCCGAGGAGAAGCCCCAGGCUAAAGUCACCAAAGCAGGACGUGGCCGGAAGGCGAAGCAAGCUCCUGUUCAGGCUGAAGAAAUGCCACAGGAGAGUGUGACUCAAACUGCUGUUCAGCCUGUUGAUGCUGCCCCUCCUGUCGUCCGAUCAGGACGUGGGCGUAAGGCCAAGCAGGCACCAGUCCCAGAGAGUGAGGCAACAUCUGAGGCCGAGCCUGUCGUUGAACCCAUCCCUGCUGAGGUAACAGAAGAGCAGCCGCCGGCAGUGAAGUCGGGGCGCGGUAGAAAGCUAAAGACCACACCUGCCCAGGUCCAGGUAGAGGCUUCAGAGCCCAUCGCCACCGCUGAGGAAUCUGCCAAUGAGGCCCCUGUCAAGAGGGGCAGAGGAAGGUCUGUCAGAAAGGGGAAGGCAGAUUUGGUCAUGACGAACGAUAUUACACCUGCUGAGAUUGAGGAGGAACCUCUGAAAAAGAAAUCAAAGCGUGGCUCAGCGCCAGCCGCCACAGAUGGCACUGAAGAAGCCUCCGCUGUAGAGGUCAAGCAGGCGCCCAAGGGCAGAGGUGCCCAGAGAGGACGAGGGGCAAAGAAAACCACUGAACCAGCACCAGCAGAAGAGGAGGAGGAAGCCAAACCAGAGGAUGCUGAGCCUGUUGCUAAGACAACAGGCAGGCGAAGCAGGGCAGCAGCCACAAAGGUCAAACCUCAACCAGACCAGGAAGUAGCUGCUCCUACACCAAAACGAGCAGCUAUGAAGAAAGAAAUAGCCGAAAAGGCAGAGGAGCAAGCAGUCAACGCUGCAUCAACACCUGUGAGAAGGCGAGGAAAGGCAGCUACACCCGCAGAACUUCAGACGCCCGCAACUCUCAAAGGGAAAAGAGGAGCAGCCAAGAAGGCUGAGGAGGUGACUGAAGCAGUCACAGAGAAAAGCAAACCCCCCUCAAAGGCAGCCCCCAAAACCAUCAGGGGGAAGAGGAAAGCCGCCCUGGAGGCCGAGGCCUCCCAAGAUGAUGUGUCAGCAGAGGUUGCAACCAAGGCUGAGUCCAGCAGCUCCAGAGGCCGAGGCCGGACCCAGAAGAAGGCUGCGGAGACGGAGGAAGCGGCUGCUCCUGCAGAGGCUGCCCCAGCCAGGCGCAUCAGGAAGAGAUGAAGCACUGACUCCCAUGGCCAGUUGUAAAUAAUCCACAGAUGUAAAAACAGAGACCUUAUUUAUAUAUAUGUAUUUUUCUAACAGGUGAUUAUGUUGACUUUCAUGAUUUUUGUUGUUGUUUUUGUGCUGGCACUUAGACUCUAAUUAGAACUAUGAUUAGAACUAUGAAUUAGUUAUGAUAAAUAUAUCAUAUAUAUAAGGACUCAUGUUUACCUUUUACGCUGUAUUUUAAUCUGAGUGGUGGUUUUACUCCAGGGACCUAAAAAAAAAAAGGAGCUGAUGUUUUAUUUUAAAGUUUUUUUUUUUUUUUUUUUCAAAUGGAAAAGAGAAAUUAGAAAUUGAGGAAUGUGAAAACGAGUUAACAUGUCAACCAUGUGAAACGGUUUGAUCCCAGCAGGCAGGUGCUGAUUUUAAAUGGACCAUCUAGUAUUUACUACCGUUAAUUAGGGGUGGGGAAAAAAAAAAUCGAUUCUUCGAUUUUUCUCGAUUCUCUAGAACGAUUCUGUUUCGAUUCAGACAAGUUCAUAAUCGAU